Molecule: messenger RNA, 7719 nt
Organism: Linum trigynum
Lineage: Eukaryota; Viridiplantae; Streptophyta; Magnoliopsida; Malpighiales; Linaceae
Source: the annotation of a GenBank genome assembly
ACCCCAAACGCUCCCGAUAACCAAGCUCACCGCCGGCCAGCUUCUGCCUGUCACCCACCGUCCGCCGCCGCCGCCGCCGCCGCUUCUUUCGUUAUUUUUUCUUCUUUCUCUCGUUCUUAACUCCUCCUGUCUUUGUAUUUUACUGCCUUUGCCAGCUCCGUUUCCUACCCUUCUCCUUCGCCGGAUCUCGUAAAUUCCGUCGGUGCAUGUGAUCAGACGAACAGAAGCUCUGUGUGUGAUAGGGAAAAAUAAUCGUAGAGAUCUCUAAUAACAAGAACGAAUUGACCUGACCUAUCUAUCUCCCUCCCAUUUGAUUUCUCUUGGAUCUGAGACUCUGUAACUGUUUUGUUUGGAUUCGAACUCUUUUUUCUUCAAUCCGUUUGAAUUUUCCGAGAAUCAGUUUGGCCGUUCCGAAAAUGUCGGGUACUGGGACUAUGAGCAAUCUGCUUCAGCAAGGGGCUACCGCUAGCUCAGCAUCGCCGCUGCUUCAGCCAAACAAGGCGUCGUCCCCUGUAUUCGCCGUCCCUUCAUAUUCUUCUCGCCGAGGAGGGACGACGCGAUGUCGCUCCGUCGCCGCCAGGAACGGUUUGGAGAAAUCGAAGCUCUUCGGGACGCGAUUGAGGCCUCACGUAGCGGAGAGGCUGCACGUGUGGCAGUCGGACGGGCCGGGGAGGUCACCGAAGCUCCGGGUGGUGGUUCGGUCCGCAUUGUCCGGUGUGCCGGAGAAGCCCCUCGGUCUUUACGAUCCGUCUUACGAUAAGGACUCUUGCGGUGUGGGAUUCGUCGCGGAGUUGUCCGGCGACAGCAAUCGGAAGACGGUAACCGAUGCGGUGGAAAUGUUGGUUCGCAUGACCCACAGGGGAGCUUGUGGCUGCGAAGCGAAUACCGGCGACGGAGCUGGGAUUCUCGUCGGCCUUCCUCACGGUUUCUACAAAGAGGUUACGAAGGAUCUUGGGUUUGAGCUUCCUCCGCCGGGAGAAUAUGCAGUUGGAAUGUUCUUUUUGCCCACCUCAGACAACCGCAGGGAGGAAAGCAAAAAUGUGUUUACUAAGGUUGCCGAGUCGCUUGGCCAUACAGUUCUUGGAUGGCGGCCUGUACCGACAGAUAACUCUGGGUUGGGGCAGUCUGCUUUGCAGACAGAGCCUGUGAUCGAGCAGGUCUUCCUCACCCCGACUCCUAGGUCUAAAGCUGAUUUUGAACAGCAGAUGUAUAUAUUACGGAGGGUAUCCAUGGUAGCAAUCCGCGCUGCACUGAACCUCCAACAUGGUGCUGUCCGUGACUUCUAUAUAUGUUCUCUGUCAUCUAGGACCGUUGUUUACAAAGGUCAGCUGAAGCCUGUACAGCUGUCGGAAUACUACUAUGCGGAUCUUGGGAAUGAAAGGUUUACGAGCUACAUGGCCCUGGUACACUCUCGCUUUUCGACCAACACUUUCCCUAGCUGGGAUCGUGCUCAACCAAUGCGUGUCUUGGGCCACAACGGUGAAAUCAACACUCUUAGGGGCAAUGUAAAUUGGAUGAGAGCACGUGAGGGUCUACUGAAAUGCAAGGAGCUUGGGCUCUCUAAGAACGAGAUGAAGAAGCUCUUGCCAAUUGUUGAUGCUAGUUCAUCCGACUCUGGGGCAUUUGAUGGUGUCCUCGAACUUCUGGUUCGAGCUGGGAGAAGUCUCCCUGAAGCUGUCAUGAUGAUGAUCCCUGAAGCCUGGCAAAAUGAUAUGAACAUGGACCCACAAAGGAAAGCAUUAUACGAGUACUUCUCUUGUCUCAUGGAGCCAUGGGAUGGGCCUGCACUUGUCUCCUUCACUGAUGGCCACUAUCUUGGAGCUACACUAGAUCGCAAUGGCUUGCGUCCGGGCAGGUUCUAUGUAACUCGAAGUGGGAGAGUUAUCAUGGCCAGUGAAGUUGGUGUUGUUGACGUACCUCCUGAAGAUGUGCUCAGGAAAGGAAGGCUUAACCCUGGAAUGAUGCUUCUGGUGGAUUUUGAGAAGCACAUUGUUGUAGAUGAUGAAGCAUUGAAGCAACAAUACUCUCUAUCAAGGCCAUAUGGCGACUGGCUGAAGAGGCAAAAGAUUGAACUGAAGGAUAUAAUUGAGACAAUUCCUGAAGCUGACAGAGUUCCCCCAGAGUUGGCGGGUGUUGUUUCAGCUUCAAAUAACGAUGAGAACAUGGAGAACAUGGGAAUUCAUGGUUUGCUGGCGCCAUUGAAAGCUUUUGGCUAUACGGUGGAAGCCUUGGAGAUGUUGUUGCUUCCCAUGGCAAAAGAUGGCAGCGAGGCUCUUGGCUCUAUGGGAAAUGAUACUCCACUGGCUGUUAUGUCUGACAGAGAAAAGCUCACUUACGAAUAUUUUAAGCAAAUGUUCGCUCAAGUUACAAACCCUCCAAUUGACCCUAUUAGAGAGAAAAUUGUCACUUCAACGGAAUGCAUGAUUGGCCCUGAAGGUGAUCUGACAGAAACAACUGAAGAGCAAUGCCACCGCCUCUCACUGAAGGGCCCUCUCCUGACAAUCGAUGAAGUCGAGGCUGUUAAGAAGAUGAACUACAGGGGUUGGCGGAGCAAAGUUCUCGACAUAACUUAUUCAAGGGACAGUGGCAGGAAGGGAUUGGAGGAAACCUUGGAUAGGAUUUGUGCUGAAGCACAUUCUGCAAUCAAGGAAGGUUACACCUUGCUAGUUCUUUCUGAUAGAGCCUUUUCUUCCACGAGGGUGGCUGUAAGCUCUCUCUUGGCUGUUGGUGCGGUCCAUCAUCACCUUGUGAGAAAGCUUGAGCGAACUCAAGUAGGUUUGAUUGUGGAGUCUGCAGAACCACGUGAAGUUCAUCAUUUCUGUACUUUGGUUGGAUUUGGUGCAGAUGCUAUAUGCCCAUACUUGGCCGUAGAGGCUAUUUGGAGACUCCAGGUUGAUGGGAAAAUUCCUCCAAAAUCUAAUGGAGAAUUUCACUCGAAGAAUGAGUUGGUGAAAAAGUAUUUCAAAGCAAGCAACUAUGGCAUGAUGAAGGUUCUUGCCAAAAUGGGGAUAUCAACACUGGCCUCAUACAAGGGUGCUCAAAUUUUUGAAGCUCUUGGUCUUUCAUCUGAGGUGAUUGAGAAGUGCUUUGCUGGAACUCCAAGCAGAGUUGAGGGAGCUACAUUUGAAAUGCUCGCCCGUGAUUCUCUUCGUUUGCAUGAGUUGGCAUUCCCUAGGCGAGCUCUACCUCCUGGAAGUGCAGAGGCUGUCGCACUGCCAAAUCCAGGGGAUUACCAUUGGAGAAAGGGAGGUGAGAUUCACUUGAACGAUCCUCUUGCCAUAGCAAAGCUCCAAGAAGCUGCCAGAGCUAAUAGUGUAGCUGCUUAUAAAGAAUACUCUAAACGCAUUCAAGAAUUAAACAAAGCCUGUAAUUUGAGGGGGAUUCUGAAGUUUAAGGACUCUGCAAUCAAGGUUCCACUGGAUAUGGUGGAGCCAGCCAGUGAGAUUGUGAAACGAUUCUGCACCGGAGCUAUGAGUUAUGGGUCUAUUUCAUUGGAGGCGCACUCAACUCUUGCUGUUGCGAUGAAUAAGAUUGGAGGGAGGUCUAACACAGGUGAGGGAGGUGAGCAGCCUUCUAGAAUGGAGCCUUUUUCAGACGGUACGAGAAAUCCAAAGAGGAGUGCAAUUAAGCAGGUUGCAAGUGGGAGAUUCGGUGUAUCAAGUUACUAUCUAACAAAUGCGGAUGAAUUGCAGAUUAAAAUGGCUCAGGGAGCCAAGCCUGGUGAAGGUGGUGAGCUACCUGGGCAUAAGGUUAUAGGAGAUAUUGCAGUAACCCGAAACUCCACUGCUGGUGUUGGCCUCAUCAGCCCUCCUCCUCAUCAUGAUAUCUAUUCUAUUGAAGACCUUGCUCAACUGAUUCACGAUCUCAAGAAUGCCAACCCAGGAGCUCGGAUUAGUGUCAAGUUGGUAUCUGAAGCUGGCGUGGGUGUGAUAGCUAGUGGAGUGGUGAAGGGUCAUGCUGAUCACGUCUUGAUCUCAGGUCACGAUGGAGGUACCGGAGCUUCUAGAUGGACAGGCAUUAAAAAUGCCGGGCUCCCGUGGGAGCUUGGUUUGGCCGAAACCCACCAAACACUCGUUGCCAACAACCUUCGAGGCCGUACUGUUCUCCAGACCGAUGGUCAACUAAAAACCGGAAGAGAUGUAGCAGUUGCUGCACUUCUCGGUGCAGAAGAGUUCGGCUUCAGCACAGCACCUCUCAUAACUCUUGGAUGCAUCAUGAUGAGAAAGUGCCAUAAAAACACUUGCCCGGUUGGCAUUGCCACUCAAGAUCCAGUUCUGAGAGAAAAGUUUGCUGGAGAGCCUGAACACGUCAUCAAUUUUUUCUUCAUGUUGGCUGAAGAGCUUAGGGAGAUAAUGUCCGGGCUCGGCUUCCGCACGCUUAACGAGAUGGUUGGUCGUGCGGAUAUGCUGGAAGUUGAUAGAGAUGUUGUUAAGAACAACGAAAAGCUUGAAAACAUUGACCUUUCACUCCUACUUAGACCUGCUGCUGACAUCCGCCCGGGGGCUGCUCAGUAUUGCGUGGAGAAGCAAGACCAUGGUUUGGACAUGGCUCUGGAUAAUAAACUCAUAACGCUCUCUAAACCGGCCUUAGAAAAGGGUCUUCCUGUGUACAUCGAGACGCCAAUAUGCAACGUGAACCGUGCCGUCGGUACAAUGCUGAGUCAUGAAGUCACCAAGCGGUAUAAUCUGGCAGGGCUUCCGAAAGACACCAUUCAUGUGAAACUCGAUGGAAGUGCUGGGCAGAGUCUUGGUGCUUUCCUUUGCCCUGGUAUAACACUAGAGCUCGAGGGUGACAGCAAUGACUACGUUGGAAAAGGAUUGUCAGGUGGAAAAAUCGUGGUUUAUCCACCAAAAGGAAGCUUGUUUGAUCCGAAAGAGAACAUAGUGAUUGGUAAUGUAGCUCUCUAUGGAGCUAUCAGCGGUGAAGCAUAUUUCAAUGGUAUGGCUGCCGAAAGAUUCUGUGUACGGAACUCCGGAGCUACUGCAGUUGUUGAAGGAGUUGGUGAUCAUGGUUGCGAGUACAUGACAGGUGGCACUGUUGUUGUGCUAGGGAAGACGGGGAGAAAUUUUGCUGCAGGCAUGAGUGGUGGCAUUGCCUAUGUUCUUGAUAUUGACGGGAAAUUCCAUUCUCGUUGCAACCCGGAGUUGGUGGAUCUCGAUCGAGUCGAGGAAGAAGAGGACAUUAUGACUCUCAGAAUGACGAUACAACAGCAUCAGCGCAACACUAACAGCCAGUUGGCUAAGGAAGUGUUGGCCGAUUUUGACUAUCUCCUCCCUAAGUUCAUCAAGGUCUUCCCGAGAGAUUACAAGCGUGUGCUUGCGAGCAUGAAGAGUCAAUCAGCUGCUAAAGAGGUUGCUGAGAAGAUGGUUAAAGAAACUGAGGAUCAAGAUGAGGUGGAGUUGAAUCCGAAAGAUGCCUUUAACGAGCUAAAAAAGUUAGCAGCUGCAUCAGUGAAUGACAAAUCCAUUCAGGUGGAUGAAACUGCCGAAUCAAAGAGGCCAAGUCGGGUCAAUGAUGCUGUUAAGCAUCGUGGGUUUGUUGCGUAUGAGCGUGAAGGUGUUCAGUACAGGGAUCCUAACAUCCGUAUGAAUGACUGGAAUGAAGUAAUGGAGGAAUCAAAACCUGGCCCUCUUUUAAAGACUCAGUCAGCUCGCUGCAUGGAUUGUGGUACUCCUUUCUGCCAUCAGGAGCACUCGGGAUGCCCGCUUGGAAACAAAAUACCCGAGUUCAACGAAUUAGUUUAUCAAAACAGAUGGCGUGAAGCAUUGGAUCGUCUUCUCGAGACAAAUAACUUCCCAGAAUUCACUGGCCGCGUGUGCCCUGCCCCGUGCGAAGGUUCUUGUGUUCUUGGCAUAAUUGAGAAUCCUGUCUCUAUAAAGAACAUAGAAUGUGCUAUUAUCGAUAAGGCCUUCGAAGAAGGGUGGAUGAAGCCAAGGCCUCCUCUCAAAAGAACUGGGAAGCGAGUUGCGAUAAUCGGAAGUGGACCAGCAGGUUUGGCCGCUGCCGAUCAGCUGAACAGAAUGGGCCAUUUGGUGACUGUCUAUGAGCGUGCUGACAGGAUCGGAGGGCUUAUGAUGUACGGAGUCCCCAACAUGAAGACUGACAAAGUGGAUGUAGUUCAACGACGUGUCAACCUCAUGGCAGAGGAAGGCAUCGACUUUGUGGUCAAUGCUAACAUCGGAGUUGACCCUGAGUAUUCUCUAGAGAGGCUCCGGGAGGACAAUGACGCCAUUGUUAUGGCAGUCGGAGCCACCAAGCCAAGAGACCUUCCUGUACCUGGACGGGACCUGCAGGGAGUCCAUUUCGCCAUGGAGUUCCUUCACGCCAACACUAAGAGCUUGCUCGACAGCAAUCUGGAGGAUGGCAACUACAUAUCCGCCAAGGGGAAGAAAGUGGUGGUCAUCGGCGGAGGUGAUACUGGGACAGACUGCAUCGGGACAUCCAUUCGCCAUGGCUGCAACAGCAUUGUGAAUCUAGAGCUUUUGCCUGAGCCACCGAAGACUCGAGCACCAGGCAACCCUUGGCCUCAGUGGCCUCGUGUCUUCCGGGUGGACUAUGGACAUCAAGAAGCUGCAAACAAAUUUGGAAAGGACCCACGGUCUUACCAAGUGCUGACCAAACGGUUCGUGGGAGAUGAGAACGGGAAGCUCAAGGGGCUCGAGGUGAUCCGGGUCAACUGGGAGAAGGAUGCCAGCGGGAAGUUCCAGUUCAAGGAGGUAGAAAGUUCGUUGGAGAUGAUUGAGGCUGAUCUCGCCCUGCUCGCAAUGGGCUUCCUUGGUCCCGAGGCGAACUUGGCAGAGAAGUUGGGUGUGGAGAGAGAUGCACGAUCGAACUUCAAGGCUGAUUAUGGCCGAUUCUCAACAAAUGUGGAAGGCGUGUUUGCUGCUGGAGAUUGCCGACGAGGCCAGUCCCUCGUCGUAUGGGCUAUAUCCGAGGGAAGACAGACUGCAUCCCAGGUUGACAAGUACCUCAUGCGAGAAGAGGAUGCUGACGCGAUCAGCAAGGAACGUGGUGAUGCGAGAGAGCGAGACUUGACUAAGAAGCAGCGAGAAGACAAACACAGGGUCAUGACAUAGGCAAUGGAAAGCUCUGACCUUUUCCAUUGCUGAUGGAUCAUACAGCGCGGCUGCUCGGAGAUAAAUAAUCGGUGGUCGUGAUGAUGACGAUGCAACAAUGUCAGUCAUGUUGUGAAGCUGAAGAUGGCUUUGAAAGGUUUAGCUGGAAGAUAGUAGUACAGGAACUAGGAAUUGUGUUGAUGCUGUUCCUUUUUGUGUUUUUGUUUCCCUCUGCCCCCAUGGUAUAGGUUUGAUAGUUUCAACAGCCACCUUAGUUUUGAGAGGUGGAUUUUGUGUUGGGUUUGUUGAGGAAAGAAUAAUGUGCAGUUUUGUUUGUUUAGGCGCUUUCCAACUUCAACUGCAAGCAAUAUAUAUGUAAUUUAUAUUGUAAAGGGGGAAAUCUAAUACUAUUUUGAUUCGUCCAGUUUUCUCAAACAUAUGAUUGUCCUGGUAGAGAAGAAAACCUGUACCCAAGCUUCUGUGUCCUGCUUUCGCAGUGUUUUUGUUUGUGUAGUUAAUCUCUCUUCUUUCUAUUGCCUAGUUUAUAGGCAACAUCAAAGCGAUCUUCGACGAAUGCAUAGCGUUCAAACUUCAAACACGUUCUUUUCCAGAGGCAACAAUUGACAUAUGUAGAACUGCCAACGAAUAUAGUUUCAUGUAACAG